Culex pipiens pallens (northern house mosquito) is the source of this 10110-nucleotide messenger RNA. RefSeq lists its product as uncharacterized. The transcript has a single exon. Bases 55 to 10059 code for a protein of 3334 amino acids. Lineage: Eukaryota; Metazoa; Arthropoda; Insecta; Diptera; Culicidae. The record is from RefSeq and is a predicted model, not a curated record.
UUUCAGCUCAGUCGUUGAACGAGCUUAAACGAGAACAGAACAGUUUGAUACAGCAUGGAGCGCUUAUUGCCUGCUGAUGUUCAGCACUUGGAUGAUCCUGGAGGACCACCGAUGGAAGUGAUGUCAAAAAUUCUACAAAUUGGCGGUGUUCGUUAUCAACUUCUUUUUGUAAGAUCGGCUGACGCUAUCCGGUGCUACAAAUAUGAUCCAGCCUUGCAAAAGUGGCAUCAUUUGUGGAAUAAGAGCAACGUUUUUGCCGAAACUGACGAAGUGAAAUACUGUCCUUGGAUCGUGAGUGAGGAUGGAUUCGUUGUUGUGAGAAAUUCAACGGGGAUCCACAUCUUCAAAUUGAACGAACAGCUAAGAAUGGAACUGCUUUCGUCUGACGGCCGGUAUCACGAUGUUUAUAAUUGGAACAGGUCUGCCCAUUUGCUGUUAUUUGGAAAUUUUUAUGCCGAUACGAGCAAAAUUGGCAUAAUUAGUCGAAAUGAUCGAGGUGAAAUUUCGUUCGAAGCGGUGAUUAAGGAACAAGCAUUGGCUCGUUCGCAGCAGCCUAUAUGGAAGAUGGACUCUGAUCCGCUGAUUGGGGAACACUGGAAGGACUCUGGCACUGAUAUUUCGUUGGCAUUCGUGGAUUCCAGCAAUCAACAUGCGUUCACGAUAAGAACGAGUGAAAAGCUGGAAAUAUUCAAGUUUGGAAAGAAUCACGUCGUGAAAAAAGUGUUAGAAAGCAACGUAAUACCAUUCUCAACUUCGGAUGACGACCGGGUAUUCUACGGAAAGCUCUUUUCGGAUGUCAACCCCGUACGUGACGUUCUACAUUUCAAUAGUACUGGGAUGACCGUAUACAAGUACGAUAAAUCAUCGAGGAACUUUGUCGCUACAUUUUACGGACCUCAAUUCUCAAGGAAGCGUGGUUGGACUGCUGAUCAUCUUGGAUCAGUGAUGCUGCAUGAUAUCGAUCGUGAUGGAAUCGAUGAACUGUUUUAUAGUGGACCGUCGGGAUUAAACAUAGUUCGUGUGUCGGUGAAUAUUGAUUCGUCAAACGCAUUAUUGAGUGAUAAGGAUAUGGAUGUUACUAAUCGGCAUACAAAAGGUGUAGCUGUAGUUGACGUUGAUAAUCGAGCAAUUGUUGUUGCCUUAGGAAAAAUCAGUGUAGCUUCAUUUACAUUGCAGUUGAAUACCAAGGAAGAGACGAAUCUUGAACAAAAUGUUAUCGAAGAAAGUUUCGAGCCAAAAGGAGCAACACAACCGAUUUCUCAGAUUACAGAUGCACCUCCGUCAGUCCUUUUUCUACAUGAUCAACUUGAUUUUAAGGAAUUCUUACAUCCAAGAAAUCCUCUUGUUGGAACAUUGGAUUUUUCGGUGCCACUAAUUAAAGUUCCCAGCACUUUUGGGAUUGCAAUAACGCAACAAAUCGCUUUUGAAGAAUAUAAACCAGCAGAUGUUUUAGGUGCAGGUUGGUCCUUACCAAUCGAUUGUAUCUAUAUCGAACGUCGAGGAAGUAUUUUUCCCGUUGAUCACGAUUAUUACCUUGUGAAGGGUGGAGCUCAAACAGAGUUGAAACGUAAUUUUCAAAUGAAAUCAAACGAAAUUAUUUCAUUUUCUCUAGAUGGUUCGCCAGAAGUGGAAAUAAAGUUUCAUAAAUCACAGAAAAGAUGGAUUAUAAAAACAAAUUCUGAACAAUACUUUUAUGGAUCGCUUAACAAUGUCGAUUGGAUUCAGUGGGAACCAGGAUCUGAGGAUUGGCCUCUGGUAAACAGUGGGAUGGCAGUAAAAGCACAACCUUCAGUGUGGUUUCUUGCUAUGAGACAAGAUCAGCAUGGAAAUUUUUUGAAAUAUAUUUAUUCACCGGAUUAUGCCAAGCUUUCUUCUGGGGAAAGUUAUGCUCGAAGAUUGAAUUUGUUAAAAAUAACAAGUAACAAUGGAGAUUCAGUCAGAUUUACUUACAACAUGCAAUACAAUUCUACACUCUUAACUGAGUUUUUUGUACAAACGUCAGUUUACACACAAAAGGUGAAUUUGAAUUAUGAAUUGAUUAAAUCUUCUCCACGUUUAACUUCUUUAUCUCAAGUAAACAUUCCAAUUUUGAAAUUUAAAUAUGAAGGUGCUCGAGGUGAAAUGACAGAGAUUCAAUACCCAAAUGGUUUGAUAUCUCAAUUCUCGUACAGUUUCAUAUCGUUUCCAGAGGCUUUGGUUGAGAAUAAAUUCCAAUCUUUUGCUGAUAUUCAAAUUACCUACGGAAAAAAUUACAUGUUAAUAGCUGGUAAAACUGAGGUAGGCCAAGUUCACAUUCAAGCCAGGGAUGUUGUUGGCUCUGCCACAACACAAAUGUCGGGUCUACUGUUUCCAGCUUUGGGAAAAGAAAGUGUCACCAAAUUUGAAGUUCUAACAGCAGAUAACUUUUUUAUCGUAUUACUGUAUCACGAGAAGCAUAAAGAGCUUUGCCUUUUCCGGCAGCAAUCGAAAGGAUGGUCUUCGGAAGCAUCUUAUAUGAAACUUGCAGAAAACAGCAAACUUAUGGCUGGAAAAUCGUUUAUUACUAUCCGUAAUGGCAAAAAACUUGGUAUUCUACAAUUAGUGAAUGAUAAGUGGGACGUUAAGCCAGUUUUGAAUAACCUUGCCGAUGAUGCUAUUGUACAAACAUUUUCCUAUGCUUAUGUGGUUCACAAUAACUUUGAGCUAACAAUUGGCUUCCAAGGUGAAGAUGGAACCUGGAUCAACAAACCCAUACCAGUUGUUGGAAACUUUCUUCAAUCAAGUUUGCUGGUUUUUGACCAGUUCGAAACUGAUCAAGCAACAAUUGAUAAACUGAAAGAUUUAUUCAAGCAAGGAGUUCUGCAAACACAUCACAAUGCUGUUAUAGUACGAAGCUUGAGUCUUCAAGAUUCUAAACUUUUCCUGAACCUUCACUUCCGAAUAUUCAGCAGUAAUUACGAGUUAAUCAAUCAGGAAACUGUAUCAAUAUUGAUUGAAGAUUUGAAUGAAUAUAUACUGGAACUUCCACCCAUGCAAGACAAUUUCUUCAAAGUGGGAUACGAAAAAGUAAAUGGAAAGUUUAAACUUAAAGUAAAACAUCACACGGGCACUGUCCUGGAUGAGGUUAAACGGUUGAAGGAACGAGUUGAAGACGAAAUUCGCAAACAUCCCCACGCCUCGGAGAGUGAAAAAAACAAAUAUCGUCAGGAAAGUUUCGACAAACUGGACAGCGAUCUCCAGGAAGUGUACAAGAAUGUUACCGCCGGAAUACCUUUUGCCCUUGAUCCAGCCAAGUUUGGUGUGUUUGUCAGCCACGAAAACAUUGUUGCAGCUUCACACAAGCUUGAAUUCGAUGGUUAUCGCUGGAACAAGGUGAAAAUUCCAGAAAAUGAAAUUAAUGUUGCGAAUUUACAAAUAACAUUAGAUGACGAUUCUGUGUUGUCCAAAGCAGGAAAAAAGGAAACCUUCAAAUUUCUUCGUAACAAUAAAUUACUGUGGGAUACCAAAUCAAUUCAUGGAAAUGAUUUAAUUUUAUCAUACCCGGACUAUGCAUGCGUUCAGAAACCGAACAGCACAGGAGUGAUUUUUACAUUUGAAAAUAAGAAAGUUCAUCAUUUCUCAAGCGAUGAAUUUAUCAGCAGAAUGAGUAACCAUUUGGCAAUUAUUACAGCCAAUGAAAACGGCACAGCAACUUCUGUGAAACCUGUAAAAUCGUUUCUCAAUUACCGACAAAACGUUAUAACUAGACAAGACAUUAUCCAUACUGAGAACGAGAAGCAAACUAAUGAAUUUGUAUAUGAUGCAUCCAAAGUUACGCCUUAUUCAGACGGAUUUGCUUUCACUCAAUCAAAAAUUUUACCCGGUGCUAACCCAGGACUGUACGGUUGGUACGAAGAAUCAUUUGACUUGAUAGAAGGGAAAAAUAGCACAAAAGUUAUUAAAAAUUCUAAAGCGAAAAUUGUUAAAACAAUUAAGCAAGAGGAAAAUUCAAAUGGAAAUGAAAAAAAUGAUGAUGACAAAUUUUUAACCGAUCGCUUAAAACGACGUGUUAUCGUUGACUUGCGCCCAUAUCGUUUAUCUCAAGAAGUUAUUUCGUACUACGGUUUCGAGCCUUUUGAAUCCAAUCGAAUUGGUUCAACGAACAACAAAUGGAAGUUCGAUGAAAAUCGCAUCAUGCAAGAAAAUUCAAAUCAUUUCCUUAGACUUUCUUCCAAUUCUCAAAUCUCUGGAACAUUUUCUCCAAAACUGGAAAAUUUAUCUUUUGUGGUGUCAAGCUGGGUACGUACUCAGCUAAGUUCCAUUAUUUCAGAAAUUCUCACGAUGAACAUACUUUCCUCAAAUGGAAUUAUAUUAAAACAAAUCAAAGGAUCGAAACAAUUUAACAUUCAAGACUGGUGCUACGUUGAGGCUUCAUACCAAUCAUCUCCGGGUGAAAAUGUCCAUAUAAUUGAAGUUAGAAUAAAAAAUCCUUCUUCGGAUUUUCUUGAUGUUGACCAUGUUCGUUUUAAUCCACUGAGCUUCAACUUUGAAGCUAAUCUGUACGAUGCUAGAAGUGGAAAUAUUCGUGCCAUUUUGAAAAAUUCUGGAAUGUUACAACAAACACUGUUAGAUCCAUUUGGAAACAUAGUUGCAAAGGUGUCCGAAAGUGGAUCGAUUGAAUCCUUCACAUCUAAAUCAAGAAAUUCACACAUUAAAAAACACGACAAUUCAAACUCAAAAGUCGAGAUGAAGCCAGCUCUGGGUGAAAUUGUACCGGUAGGUGUUUCAAGGGUUAAUGAAACUUUGAAAUAUUCUCCAAACACUUUCAGUUUUCGUUUCCUGUAUAAAGUUAUUGAUAGCGGGAGCAUAAACAUAACAUUAAAUGCUACAACAUUUGAAGUGAUGGGAAAUGGGAAGCAGGUUUCGGUUAAAAUUAACGAUUCGACUUCUAUUUCUAUAGAUUCAGAGGGUGAAAUCGUUGUUCUUAUGACUAAAUUGUAUAUUGUGACUUGGUAUCAAGGACAUAUUAUUUCAGAAAUUAAAAGGAUUUUGAGCUCAAAUUUUGGUUCUGAGCUUAGAGUUCAUACCACUGGACAAGUGUCCAUUUCGCAAUUUAUGUUGAUGUAUGAUCCAUCAGUGCAUGUUUUCUAUUUCAAUAAACUCGGCCUGGUUAUUCAAGAACUUAUUUUGCAAGAUCACAGUAGCGUCAAAAUAAGGCAAAUUGUUUAUGAUAAGAUUGAUAGACCGGUCCUAAAAACUAAAUGGACAGAGGUAAUAAGGGAACAGAAUAUGUUGUUGAAAUAUGAUGAUAAAUUUCUCAUGAAUGCUAGUAAAUUAUUAUCAACACGUAAAGCUGAAGGACUAGUAUCUGAUUUAAACUCUGACUGCGAAGGAUACCCAUACACGUGGGUUACCUAUCGGGAUGAUCCACUUCAAGAGAAAGUUGCUACAGGCCUUCCUGGGAAACCAUUCUCGGUAGAUGGACCGUACAGCGUAAAAUUUGGAUCGAAUCCCAGCGUGUCUUCUAUAAGGAAUCUUUUUCCAACAAAUAAAGGCUUUAGACAUGAGUUUGAGUUAAACUCGGGGGGAUCACUAACUAUAACUGUUUAUGACAAAAGUAGCAAUAAAGUCACGGAACUAGUAAAAGUAAUAAAUCACGAUCAUCGGUUGACUACUUUCGAAUACGAUAGUAAUAAUCGUUUACUGCGGGUGCUUCCACCAAUGUACCAUUUUAAAGCUAAAACACUAUCUAAAGCCGAUCCUUUCUUCGAUCAAAAGCUGACCUUGGCAGAAAUUAAAAUGCGAGAUAAAUGGGCCAAGACGUACGCGUACGAUGCAGAGGGACGUCUAGUGGAGCAAUCAGCUCCGGACUCCGGGACACAACGUUACAUGUACACAGAAGAGGGAUUGUUAAGAUUCAUCAUAAAUGACAGCCAAGAUGUUACUUUCUACACAUACAACUCUCUAGGAGAAAUUGCAGAAAAAGGUUAUUUGAAAAUAACAUCGGAAGAGCUUCCCCGUUAUUUGGCCAAUAAUAGUACUUUACCAAAGACAAACAACUUUGUAGUAUACGACCGUGGUGAAAAUGAACUUGUGUCUUCUAUCAGACAUCGUGUACAAAAGUCCAGAAAAAAUGUUGAAGGUUUGAUCGUUACUGAAGCACUGCAUUUUGAUGAGAAAGACCAGUUGCUCAACAAAAUUUUUAUAUCUGCUAAUAACUCGAUGGCAAUCAAUUACGAAUACAUGAAUGGUAGAUUAACGAAAAUCAACUAUCCAUUCGGUGUCAAUGGAAAACCUUUAAGAGUACGGUAUGAUUAUAACGUGCACGGAAAAAUUGAGUCUGUAAAUAUGGGAGGUAAAACACUCGCAUCGAUUCAGUACACUCCUCACGAACAAAUCAAGGAAAUACAUUUUGAACCGCGUAGUCGUUUCUCAUACAAGCGUAAGUUUAACUAUAACGCUCCAGGAUAUUUAUCAUCCGUUCGGGAUAAUUUCUUCUCUGAAACCGUGGAUUACAUUUCAGGAAGUUACGGAGGCAAAUCCUUCGGAGAUGGUACAGUGUCUGCUGUGAGCUUCAAUUCCACAUGGCAUUCCAAAAGUGAUGUUGAAUUUAUCAAACUUGAACCUAAACAUUUCGUUUCCAAGGACACAUCGCUUGAGCAGGCUAGUUUGUGUCUAAAUGCGUUGGAAAAUCUAGGUUUUCUAGAUGAUCUCCGAAGACCCCUUAAAUCGUUCUAUCCGGCAACCGAAUUACGAAUGCCACUUAUUUGCGGUACUGGAAGCAGGGCUAAUCAUAUUGCUGCAGUGUUGACGAAUGUAGGAUUUCCCACAUUCUACGGCCAUCGUUACGAUUACGAAAAUCACAAACAGCUAAUAAAAGCGAAAUAUUUUCAAAGCAGUGACGAAGUCACACUUGAUCCUCUGACGCAGCAAUCGUUUUCCAAGUUGAUACCGGGAUUAAGUGUUACUGACUCCAAAAACGUUUGGGAUUCUUUAAAAUCUGCAGGAUUUAUUAUAACUGAUUGCAGCAACAGCCAAACGUGUCAUGCUUUGCCGGGAAAGCCGCUGUUUCAUCCGACGAUAACGCAGCACAUAAAUUCCGCUUCCCUUGAGGUGCUCUUUGCAGGAGCAAUCAAAGUUAGGAAAGAUCUUCCGCAGUCUGUUUUUUCAGCUGUUUGCAAAAUUUGGCAUGAGCACGAUCUCGUAAAUCGUGACGAGUUUUGUGAUAAGGUUUGGAAAGAGCUCCUGUCCCAAAGCUUUGUGGGAUCUAGAUCUAACAAGUCUACGAAGGCUCUGAACCCAGAGCUUAAAGCAGCGUUGAAAAAUCAUUCUAGAUUUUUAAACGAAAUUGUGUCCACACUGUAUGAACACUUUGCUAAAGGAUUAGGCAACUCGGCUGGUGACAUCCAAUCUUACGAUACCGAUGCAAACGGCAAUCAUGUGCACUUUUAUACAGGAUUUAAAAGAUAUCGCUUGGAGUACCAGGAAAAUACGAACAAAAUUUCCAAAAUCUUCUGCACUGAUCUUGCAACAGAAGAAAUGAGGGAAAAAGAGUUUGCUAUGGAACACGAUUCCGAGGGAAGCGUUACGAAAGCAACUCAUAAAGGUAUAGCCAAUAUUUCGUAUGAUCAUUUGAACAAACGAGUACAACAAAUUGACAUGAUUGAUGGACGACAAGUUUUCUUCCAAUAUGACGUUCGGGGAGAGAGGAUACUUAAAGUAGUGGCAGAUCAUAAUGGGCAAAUAUUGAGACAAAAAUAUUACAUUCGUGAUAUUAAAGGAAAGUGCUUAGUGGACUAUGAAGUAACACACUCCCAAAAUGGUGCAACACAUGUCCGUAGUACUGCGUACAUAUUCUCUGAUAACGUUAUGCUUGGUUUCGUACGGGAUGGUCAGUUCUACAGCGUCUAUUCUGACCACGAAGGGUCGAUCCGGUUGAUGAUCAGGAACGGUGAAGUGGUAGCGGCUUACGAUUACCUACCGUACGGACAGUUGCUUCGUGAGUACAAUACUGAUCCAGAUGCAGCAAUUGCUUACCGAUAUACAGGACAAGAGUGGGACGAAGAAACAAAUCUUUACAACUAUCAUGCCCGGUUGUAUGAUCCUGAAAUUGGACGAUUCUACCAAAUCGAUCCAAAGGAGCAAUAUCCUAGUCCUUACGUGUACGCUGGAAACUCCCCGAUAUCUCUGGUAGAUCCAGAUGGUCAAUUUGCGUUUUUGAUUCCCCUGGCAUUUGCUGCCGUUGGAGGUUACUUGGGGGCAUCUGCCGCAAACGGAUCGUUCAAUCCGACAAAGUGGAAACUCAAACCUACACUUAUUGGUGGAGUUCUUGGAGCCGUCAUGGGUGGCUUAGCUCCAGCUGGGAUAGGUGCAUCGUUUACCUUUCUGACUGGAACUGUAGGAUUAUCCUCAGUGGCAGCUGGAUUUGUUAUUGGCACUACUGCUGGAGGUUUUGCCUUUUUGAGUGCAGCUUCUGCCAACCAAAACUGGAAUCCUUUAGAAUGGAACUGGUCUGAUCCUGCCACUUUUAAUGCUUUAUUUGGGGGAGCCGUUUCAGGAGCAACGUUGUUUGCUGGUAUCGGAAACGUACACAAAAGAUUCAUAAGUCUCGCUGGAACGGAAAGAAUUAUAUUUGUCGCGAGCGUUGUCACGAGUACUGCUGGAGUAGCCCUUUAUGCUGGCGCUAUGGCAAAUGAUGGAAAUCUGAACAUUUUUGAAUGGAAUUGGUCUAGUCCCGAUACCAUUUGGAAAGUUACGAUAGGAGCAAGUUUUGGAAUGCAGGUGUCAACCAAAUUGCAUGAAAUCGAAUCAAAAAUUCAUGGCCAUCUCAAGGACCUUAAACAGCUCAUAAAGUCAGGACAGAGUGGUGAUAUGAAAGUCUUUUUGUCUGAUGCCAAAUCAUACUUUAAGCAAACCCACGAGUUACUAAUCGAAAUUCAAACAACCUUAAUUAAAAACGCAAAAUUAGUAGUUCGCCAACCGUUCCUUCAACUCGUCAGCUCUUCAUCUAAACAGUCUGAUGGAGUGAUUGAUGCUGUAAAAUCUAUUCUUUUUGAGGUAUCGAAAUAUGAUGGAACUCAAGGCAUUGUUACGGAAUUACUCCAGAAUUUGGAUGAUGCUAAACCAUCGAAUCGGCACUCCAUUGAAAAGCGUAAUGUUGAUUGCUGCCAACUACAAGUUGUGGAUAACUUUCAACUCAAAGACCAUCCAUAUGCUUCAAAUUCAGGUGUACCACUGUUUUCCUCAAUUAUCAAUGAUUUUAUGUCAACAUUGAAUAGUUAUUAUUCAAGCUUUUUCCACGUACCAAAUACUAACAAAUAUUGCAGUAUAAGUGUAGGAUUCCAAGCAAUUCCCGAUCAAUCGAAACAUACGUUUGUACUUCAAAACUGCUACCACUUCAAACAAUCUGAUGAGUCGAUCGUUACCAAGUGCUUUAGCAUGAAUUCGCAAUACACCGUUUUUACAAAAAUUAAUCCGGACGAACGUAUCGUUGAAGACUCCUACUCCUUCUGCAAACCUAUUGAGUUCAACGGAAAUGCAUCUGUAGUUUGUGAUGGCAAACAAAGUUCUUUGGUUUUCACCCCAAAGCCCUCCGGUCUUGGCUUGGAUUACAUAAACGGAUGUCUUAUGUUAGCCAUGGUAGCACCUGCAGCGUUUAGUAGCAUCAAAAACUCCAUUCUUAAUUUUUCUGCACAGUUUUCGAGUAAAACCAGAAAAACAACCUCACCACUAGUUGAAAACACAAAUGAAUUGAUCAAAAGAUUUGACUGCCUCAAAGGUAAACUAAAAACGAUUAAUUCAAGGAAUGUGCGGUGGAUCAACAAUGUAGUUGAAGAUUUGAACGAGGAUAUCUUAAGUUUUACCAAAAACGGUGAUGUUGAAGAUUAUACCGCUUUGUUAGAUCGCUUAGCAGCAGUUGAUGAAGAGUUAACAGAAACGAUUAAGGUGAAGUACUACCGUCAGAUGUUUGAUACUUCAACAAACACUACAGGGCCAUCAUUUGAAAAUAAUCACACCUGGGCAUCCUUUCAGACAUUUGACAUUAGGAGGGAAGCUAUUAUCGAACAAUUGGCUCUGGAAUGUCUUGACAUAAUGCAGUAAGAAGGUUUUUUUUAUUCACAUAUAGAUUAAGAAUAAAUUAUCAAAAUAGAA